UCUGGUUGGUCCUGUUUAUAGGGAGGGGAUAUGGUAAGGUGUAGUGGUGGCAGAGAUAUUUGAGGCUGAGUUAUUAAGACAACUACCCCAGUCAACAUCUGAUUACUAUCACAGCGACACACAACAUACUGACAGCAAGAUGGUAAGCGAGGUAGCAUGGUGGUUCCGAAGCUUGCUUCUGUUCAUCCUUUUCUUCGUGGCUGUACCAUCUACAGUCCAACAAGGAGAGGAUGUGGCAUGUGAGACUCUACCAUCUGAAAUACAUAUCAUCAAAGAGGAAUUUGAUGACCUUGGACGUCUGCAACGAACAUGUAGCAGUGAAGUGAGUGUCAAUAAGUGUGAAGGUGCAUGCACUUCACAGGUGCAGCCCAGUGUGAUAACUCCUACAGGAUUUCUCAAGGAAUGUUACUGUUGUCGUGAGAGUUUCCUGCGAGAGCGUAUCAUCUCACUGACUCACUGUUAUGAUCCUGAUGGCAUCAGGCUCACUCAAGAGGGGCAGGCAUCCCUUGAUGUCAAGAUCAGAGAACCAGCUGACUGUAAAUGUUUCAAGUGUGGUGACUUCUCACGCUGAUUUUUAAUAUAAUGACUGAUCUGCCAGAACAAUGGCAAUUUAUGUAAUCAGCAAUGACCCUUAUUUUGUUAAAUUUAGGAGAUGCAAUGGCUACAUUUAGAAUUUAAAUUGAAGAUUAGAUUAAACAACUAGAAUCUUUCAAAAGAUAUGUGAUUAUUUUUAUUGAUACAAAAGCUGCUAAAAUUAAAUGCUAAUUUAUGUUUACCACAUUUAUAGUGCAAAUACCAUUAGAAUUUGAAAACAAUAUUAUAGGAAAUUAUAGUUAUAAUUUUUUGUACAUUUAUUUAAUUAAUCUGUCAUACAACAAGCCCUAAUAUUAAAAUGAAUUUUAUUAAAAGUUUCAUAUGUGUAUAAAUUCAAGCUUAAUAGUAUUUUUAUGUCUUUCUGUGUUGUUAAUGAAACAUCCAUGAAUGCAAUUUAGCAACUGCCUGAUUAAAAUUUGUUAAAAUGUAAAGUCUUUGAAAAUGUAAUUCUAAAUUCCUGGUUUAAAGUUUGUUACAUACACAAAUCAAAACACUUUUAUAAAGCACUACAAUCUCCUUCUAUUCUGGAAGAUAAAUAUAAGUACCAAACACCAUGUAAAUAAGAGCAAGUAUUAAGGCAUAACAGCAUAAUACAUCAUAGCUUACUUUGAUACCAAAGAAGGCACCAAAGUCUUACAAAAUUCUCUUCACAAAGUGUAUUAUGUUAGCUUAUGCUGUUUAAUAUUUUAAACUUCAAUUCAUGAUUCAGUUUGUUUUCUCUUCAGAGUGAACACAAUAAAUGCUAUUUCAAAAUG
Zootermopsis nevadensis is the source of this 1349-nucleotide messenger RNA. The record is from RefSeq and is a predicted model, not a curated record. Lineage: Eukaryota; Metazoa; Arthropoda; Insecta; Blattodea; Termopsidae.